AUGAAUUGCACGUUUUGCGUCUCCGCUACUAGACUUCUAUACGUCAUUGUUAAUUUUGUGAUCAUUUUAAAACUCACACUAUUCAGUACCUACUUGGGACUGGGUGUGAACCCAGAUACGGUGUGUGUGGUUUUAUGUAAUCUUACUUAUACUGUUCUGUUAAUGAAGAAACUUAUAGUGGAGUUUGUGAAAUACAUGCUAAAUGGCUAUUGUCUUCUUGCGACUGAAGCCAGAGACAUGAACACGCAUAGGGGUUGUCAUUCACAUCAAGCAGGGUAG
Arctia plantaginis is the source of this 279-nucleotide messenger RNA. NCBI's taxonomy places the organism in Eukaryota, Metazoa, Arthropoda, Insecta, Lepidoptera, Erebidae. The record is from the annotation of a GenBank genome assembly.